Molecule: messenger RNA, 4249 nt
Organism: Procambarus clarkii (red swamp crayfish)
Lineage: Eukaryota; Metazoa; Arthropoda; Malacostraca; Decapoda; Cambaridae
Source: RefSeq, a predicted model, not a curated record
GAACUCUGUGUAUGAGAACGCCAACGACUCGACAAGCGGCGCCAGCCCGACCCCGCCACACUACGCCCACCCGACGUACGCCCUCGGCAUGCCCGCGCCCUCCAGCCCAUCCCGUCAGUCCUCUACAGACACCAAGAAGGUACACUUUAACCUGGCGGGGACCCAGGGCCACGGCGGCCAUGCUGACGAGCGUGUGUAUGAGGCCAGGAACGAGGAGGUGAUCAAGCGUGUGGCAGAACUACAGCAGCUGGUGGAGGAUGCUGAGAACUACCUGAGUGACGCGGACGGCGAGACUACCGAGACGGAAAGCGUACGCUCUGAUCAAUAUGGCAGAUUAAAGCACUCUGAUUCUCUCCUACUUCUGACCCAGGGUCAGAAGCUAUUGCCAAAUGGCGAGGUAGUGGAGAGUGAAGAACGCUCGGGCAGUGAUACGGACUCGCGGGCAACGCCCAAUCAGAGCCCGGCACACAGACCCGCUGCCAAGCCUCCGCAACGUCCCUCAUCAGUCCUCAAGCCAAGUGGGUCAUCCUUUGGCCUGCACUCCCCAGACAACCUGCCCAUCACUUUACAGAGCCGUGAAAAUGACAUCAAGGCACUCAUUAAGCAGCUAGAAGACAACUCUGGUCUUCCCUACACCUUUGCAGAGGGCACACUUUAUCUCGAUCCAGAUAUCAUCGACCUUACUAUGAUCCCACCUCCUAUCACUCCAGAUGAGGAUGGCACAAAGGUAUUCCCACCACAGGUUAGCACCCCACCCACACCCUUUGCUGAUCGGGAAACUUUGGAAAAGGAAUUGAAGGCCCUUGAGCAAGAUUUGGGUGACUUGAGAUCACUCACCAACCCAAGUUGGCUCGAGCAGGAUACUGUAGCCAGCUACUCUGAUUCGACUACCACGGGAGCGAGUGACACGGAGGACAGCACAUCGCUGAGCAGUCUCAACACCAGCAUCACCUCCAACGACUCUCUCUUUUCCCCACUCAAUGGAUCGGGCAUCAAUAGAGGCUCAGGUGGCAAUGGAGGCACCAAAGGCCCCAGCUUCACCCUAGCAGCCCUCCGCCAGCUUGGUAUUCAUCUGGAGGAAGGUGAAGAUAUUGACUCCUUCAUUGCUAACCUUACCAUUCCACCACCACCUGAAGGAUGUGUAGACCUUCAAACAUGUGCUGAAAACCGCAGAAUGGGAAACGAGUAUGACAUAUCCGCUUUUAUCAUCCCUCCCCCUCCAACUUCAGAUGAGAAAGACAACAGGUCAUCAGAUAUCAUAAGAAGACUAUAUGAAGCCAAAGAAGGCAUCAGUAGGAUGGUGUGUGAAGACAACAGUGAUGUUGAAGAAGGAGAGAAGGACCACGAAAUUGCAGAGGUGCGUGUCAGCUCAGAAACAGUGCCCAAACGUACCGCUCUGGCGGGGAAGGUAGCGUCCCUUCAAAGACGCUUUGAAACUUCUCCUCGGACAACACACAAUAAUUCAUCUAACUCUAGUGCCUCCAUAGACAAUAGACAGUUGCUGCUGAAGCUUAGCAAAGAAAGCUCUCAUUCUCCAAGUGAUUCGUCGGGUUAUGAUAGUCUCAAAUCAAAUAGUUCUAAUGUAGGACAUGAACUUGAUGCCAAAUUGGCACAGGCGUUGGAAGAAAAUGAUAAGAUGUUCAAAAGUUUUGACACUCUCAAGAGACAACAACUCAUGAAUGCCAAAAUUACGGGUGGAGGUCAGGAAAAAGGAAAAGAGUGCAGUGAUUUCAAACAUCCUUCAGUAAUGUCCAGAGUGCGAACCUUUAGUUCUGGAGGAAAGUGGGGUACUGGUUCUCUACAACGACCUUCAACACUUCAACGCCAAAUGACUGUGCCAACCAGUAAGGCAGAUGUAAAGGAAGAGGAGUCUCCUCCUCCUCCUCCUCCACGCACUCCUAUUACUCGAACAGGUACUCUUACUAAUCCAAAGAAAUCUAACCCAUUUCCUCCCUCAUCAAAAAUCCAAAGAAGCAUUUCUAUGAGCACCGGUAACCUUUCAAAGUCUGCCUCUGAAGAUGACAUGACAAUUCACUCUAGUUAUAACACCAUCUUAAAGUCACCCACCCAAACCACCAUGUCUUCAGCCUCCAGUGAAGAUAUCAGUAGUCAAGCCAAAGCCUCCCCAGGGUCGCCUUCCAAACAGAGUGUAGCUUCUAGCAAUGACUCGCUCACUUCGUCUUCAAGUAUGGUAACUGUCAAAUCAGCCUCUCUCAAAAGCUUAGACAAUGAUGAGGACCCUCCAGAACUGCCUCCAAGAAAUGGACCUAAAACUGCCAUGAAGCCUCCUCUUCCAAGAAGUCCAUCGCAGGACAAUGUGAAGGCAGCGAUUCAAAACAAGGGCCUGCGUUCUCCAUCACCAGCACGCAAGGCAGUAAGGAGUCCCUCACCAGACAACACAGAACGGCCUCCCUCGGUGCCUUCCAGACUGCGCAAGCCCCAGCUCAGUCCAACAACUUCUCCAACAAAUAAUUUACCAGGCACACACCGUCCGCGUCCUUCAAGCAAAUUAAAUGCACCUUCUACACCUACCAGUGGUAAAGCUCCUGCUGCCAGUCCAACGUCCCCUAGAGGUGGUACACGUUCUCCUCAGAAGAGUCCUAAAGUUAGCCGUAAGUCAGCUGCCACUGAGGAACAUAAGCCUCUGCUUCCAGCUAAGACUAGUCAGUCACCAGCUCGAAGAGUUCCUGCAUCAACACCAGCAUCAAAUGGUGUCAAAAGUCCCGUAAGAAGUGCCGACAAAAACUCUACAACCUCAAGAUUGCCCAGACCAGAUAACUCCAGUGUGGCCCUUAAGAACAGCCUUAACCAAGAAGUUGCUCCUCUUCAGACGUCCUCACCAAAACUAUCACCUAAAAACAAAAUGGUAAAUGGCAAGACUCCAAAUGGUAUGGAGCUUGAUGAUUCUUUAGACUCUGGUAGCUUUGAUCAAGAUUCAUUAGAAGAAACAGAGGAUAUUGAAGUGAUGCCUCCAGCUUCAAGAGAUGCCUUCCGUCGUUUUUCAGUAGUAGUUAGUCAAUCCUUAAAAUCCUUAACAGAGAUGGCAGCAGCUUGUGCAGAAGCACAGCGUUCUGGAGGCACUGCCACUCAAGAUGAAGCAAAAUUCCAAGAAGCCAGAGAGGCCCUUACAAGUGAAUCAAGACAAUUUGUAACUGCCUCUAAAUUGUUUGUAAAGUCAGCCACAGAAUCAGAAGAUACUUUACUUAACUGUCUGGCCACGUGUAUAACUCUGAUGCAACGCAUGGUUGAUGUUACCCAUCAAGUAGUGCGGCAUACAACCACACCACUACAGACACAGAAUGUGGUGGUGAAGGUGAGGGAUGUGGCUACCACCUACCAGUCCACAGUACGGGCAGCACUCUCUGCUGCUGGCAGGGGAAUGGACCACCCUUCCAUGAACACCCUCAUGACUCAGGCCACCAACCUGGCUGGUGUACUCACUGCUCUCAUGCGUACACUCAGAGUAUUCAGCCCGUGAAUCCUCUAAUGCUGUGAAAUUUUCCAUAUAUCAUAGAAUUGUGUGCAUUAUCAUAUUUAAGUUAAUAUUUGAAGUAAUUGACAAUAACAAUCCACCAGUGACAGUUCAAUGAAUGCAGACUUACAAAAAAAGUACUUAAUGUAUUUACACGUUUGUAGAUAUAGAAGUAGCAACAAACGAUAUGCAUAAUGUCAUCACUGUAGCCUGACCAGUUUCUGUAAAUAAUGAUAGAAAUCUCAGGUAUUAUGAACAGUUUGGAGAACAUGAGUGUCAGCAGCUGAAGAAGCAAGCCUUUGGUACAGGUGAUGAAGUUGGGACAAGUGGAGGGUGACCUAACCAUCAGUAGAGUUGUAUAUUUCAAUACAAUGAUAUAAACAUAAUUGUGUGUAUAACAUAAUGCCUAACUUACCCACAGUCUUGCAUUUGAAGAUAACUUUCCAAGUGUAUGUUUGUAUCUCAAAUGUACUUACAGUAAUUAUUUUAGUUACUUUUUUAUUCCAAGAUCAUAGUCAUGAUUUGCAAUUGUCCUUAGUCCUGACUAUUUUCAUUGUUAUAUCUUACGUAACUUACACUUUGCAUCUAUUUUCUCUUUACACUACCUUACAUUUUGCCUACAAGUCAUUUUAGCCCCUCCCUCAAAUCCCUCUGUUGAUGUAUAUAAUAUCUGUACAGCAAACUUGUGACAUGUCAGCCCAAGUUAGGAGUUGUAAUUCAGUGUUUUUUUAGUGUAACUGCUGUAUUUUCUGCUAAAUAUAGUGUUACAGAGUAUAU